Messenger RNA from Oppiella nova, 327 nucleotides. NCBI's taxonomy places the organism in Eukaryota, Metazoa, Arthropoda, Arachnida, Sarcoptiformes, Oppiidae. The record is from the annotation of a GenBank genome assembly.
AUGAUUCGCAGAGUUGUCCUUAAGGACAGCAAAAAUCCGUUUAACUCUUUGCGGAUCUCCUUUACCUUAGACUCCAGCAAAAAGGACGAGUGCGCCUACAUGUUCUGCGCCUACAUUCUCGGUGCUGUUAAGUCGGAGUUUUUGGAAAUCUUUCUAAACGUGAAUAAAGCUAAAUCUGAUGACAUUUUGGAGGGGGUGGCCAAGAAGUACCCCUUAAGACGGGUGGGUGAGCCCAUGGAUGUGGCACAAGCCGUGUUGUAUUUGACGUGAGAUGAGGCGUCGUUUGUGACCGGAUCCAACUUCGUGGUCGACGGCGGCGCACAAUAU